This is a messenger RNA of Ochotona curzoniae (black-lipped pika), 1277 nucleotides long. RefSeq names its product corticotropin releasing hormone receptor 1 (gene CRHR1). Gene Ontology annotation, molecular function: corticotropin-releasing hormone receptor activity; corticotropin-releasing hormone binding; G protein-coupled peptide receptor activity. Lineage: Eukaryota; Metazoa; Chordata; Mammalia; Lagomorpha; Ochotonidae. Gene Ontology annotation, biological process: cell surface receptor signaling pathway; adenylate cyclase-activating G protein-coupled receptor signaling pathway. Gene Ontology annotation, cellular component: neuron projection; plasma membrane. The transcript has 13 exons. The record is from RefSeq and is a predicted model, not a curated record. Bases 14 to 1261 code for a protein of 415 amino acids.
AGCGAGCCCGAGGAUGGGACUGCGCCCGCAGCUCUCGCUGGUUCAGGCCCUUCUGCUCCUGGGCCUGGAACCUGUCUCCACCUUCCUGCAGGACCAGCACUGUGAGAGCCUGUCACUGGCCAGCAACACCUCUGGAUUGCAGUGCAACGCAUCUGUGGAUCUCAUUGGCACCUGCUGGCCCCGGAGCCCUGCAGGGCAGCUGGUGGUACGGCCCUGCCCUGCCUUUUUCUACGGGGUCCGCUACAACACCACAAACAAUGGCUACCGGGAGUGCUUGGCCAAUGGCAGCUGGGCCGCCCGCGUGAAUUACUCGGCGUGCCAGGAGAUUCUGAACGAGGAGAAGAAGAGCAAGGUGCACUACCACGUGGCCGUCAUCAUCAACUACCUGGGCCACUGUGUCUCCCUGGCGGCCCUCCUGGUGGCCUUCGUCCUCUUUCUGCGGCUCAGGAGCAUCCGGUGUCUGAGGAACAUCAUUCACUGGAACCUCAUCUCGGCCUUCAUCCUGCGCAACGCCACGUGGUUUGUGGUCCAGCUCACCAUGAGCCCCGAAGCCCACCAGAGCAACGUAGGCUGGUGUAGGCUGGUGACAGCUGCCUACAACUACUUCCACGUGACCAACUUCUUCUGGAUGUUCGGCGAGGGCUGCUACCUGCACACGGCCAUCGUGCUCACCUACUCCACUGACCGCCUGCGCAAGUGGAUGUUUGUCUGCAUUGGCUGGGGUGUUCCUUUCCCCAUCAUCGUGGCCUGGGCCAUCGGGAAGCUGUACUAUGACAAUGAGAAGUGCUGGUUUGGCAAAAGGCCUGGGGUGUACACCGACUAUAUCUAUCAAGGCCCCAUGAUCUUGGUCCUGCUGAUCAACUUCAUCUUCCUCUUCAACAUCGUCCGCAUCCUCAUGACCAAGCUCCGAGCAUCCACUACAUCUGAGACCAUUCAGUACAGGAAGGCUGUGAAGGCCACGCUGGUGCUGCUCCCGCUGCUGGGCAUCACCUACAUGCUGUUCUUUGUGCACCCCGGUGAGGAUGAGGUGUCCCGCGUCGUCUUCAUCUACUUCAAUUCCUUCCUGGAGUCCUUCCAGGGCUUCUUCGUGUCUGUGUUCUACUGUUUCCUCAACAGCGAGGUCCGCUCUGCCAUCCGGAAGAGGUGGCACCGGUGGCAGGACAAGCACUCGAUCCGUGCCCGCGUGGCCCGCGCCAUGUCCAUCCCCACCUCCCCGACCCGCGUCAGCUUCCACAGCAUCAAGCAGUCCACGGCGGUGUGAGCCACAGGGCCAUAGA